Rhodamnia argentea is the source of this 682-nucleotide messenger RNA. Its product is annotated as plant cysteine oxidase 2-like. Gene Ontology annotation, molecular function: oxidoreductase activity, acting on single donors with incorporation of molecular oxygen, incorporation of two atoms of oxygen. Lineage: Eukaryota; Viridiplantae; Streptophyta; Magnoliopsida; Myrtales; Myrtaceae. The record is from RefSeq and is a predicted model, not a curated record.
UGACCGAGAAGAUCAUGCAUUAGAGAGGUGGGAUAAAUAUACAAAACAUGUCAAAUGACAAAUCAGUAGCCAUCUUCUUAAAACUGUCCAUAAAGUGCAAUCCAGCAAGAGUCGGGUAACUGAGGAUGUUACGCUUGUUGCAAAAACAACAAACGGCUCUCUUGCACAAUUGAUUUUUUUUUUCUAUUAUUUUGCCUUGUAGAGAGGCACACAGCGUGCUUUGAUUAGCAGCUCGCUAAAUGUGAAACACGGGUCACAGGCUGUUUGUGCCUAUGUCACGCAAAUCUUUGAAUUUCUCUUUUUGCAGUCCAGCCUUGUGGGAUGCGCAUGGCUAAGGUCAAGGUCAAUUCCGAGUUUACGGCUCCAUGUGAAACGUCCAUGCUUUAUCCAGCCAACGGAGGCAACAUGCAUUGCUUUACCGCAGUGACAGCUUGUGCAGUUCUCGAUGUAUUAGGCCCGCCAUACUCCGACCCUGAAGGCCGACAUUGUACCUACUACCGCGAUCUCCCAUUCACCAGCUUCUCAGUUGAUGCAGCAUCAUCAGUGCCUAGAGAGGAGAGAGAAGAUUAUGCACGGCUUCAAGAGAGGGAGAUACCAGAGGAUUUUAAUGUGGUUGGAAUUCCUUACAGAGGCCCAAUAAUAACAAGAGACAAUUAAAUCCAACACCAACCUUUGAUUGGGC